Plasmodium vinckei vinckei is the source of this 3744-nucleotide messenger RNA. RefSeq names its product cdc2-related protein kinase 3, putative. Gene Ontology annotation, biological process: positive regulation of transcription elongation by RNA polymerase II; protein phosphorylation. The record is from RefSeq and is a predicted model, not a curated record. Lineage: Eukaryota; Apicomplexa; Aconoidasida; Haemosporida; Plasmodiidae. The transcript has 2 exons. Gene Ontology annotation, cellular component: cyclin-dependent protein kinase holoenzyme complex; nucleus. Gene Ontology annotation, molecular function: cyclin-dependent protein serine/threonine kinase activity; RNA polymerase II CTD heptapeptide repeat kinase activity; ATP binding. The coding region runs from base 1 to 3744 and encodes 1247 amino acids.
AUGAAUGAAUUUGAAGAAAAAGAAGAUGAAUUUUUUCUGAACGUUUUCAGGGGAGGACCAGGAAAACACUUUUGUUCAGAAAAUGAAAAUUUCUUUUUAGAAACAAAUACACUUGAAAAUAAUAUACGUAAUGAACUUUUAAAAAAUAUAGAGAACCCAUGUUUUUUAUCAAAACUUUCUGAAUUAAAAAAUAAGUUGUUAUAUGAUUUCUGUGUUACAAAAAAAGAAGAAAUUCAAAAUAAAAUUUGGAAAAAUAUUGAAAAUGCUGUUAAUAAUUUAACUGAUGAAGAUGCUAUCAACGUAUAUGAAAGUAUAAACAAAUCUCAAACAAAAUACGAUGAUAGUUCUUUUUUAGGAUAUAUAAAUAUACAUAAUACUAAUACAACAAGUAAACAUGGAGUUGUUGCAAACAGUUUAGUAAGGGACAUUGAUAAGGAUGGAAAAACAAAUAAUAUGAAAUCAGGUUUACCUCAAAAUGUAGACCUAGAGGAAAUAUUAUGGAAUAAAAUUAAUAUAAAUAAAUAUAAUAAUAUAGAUGAAAUAAAUAAAAAUAUAAAUAUGUUAUGGGAUAUAUACAUAAAUUAUAAUCUUUUAAAUUUAAAUAAAUGUAAAAAUAAAGAAAUAGUAAGAGAUAUAUUAACAAGUUUAAUAAAAAAAGAUACCCAUUUAAUGAACAUGGUUUCAGGGAAUAAUAAAAUUAGCUUGGCUAAUAUUUUAAAUAUAUAUAAAAGAGAGAAAACAAAAAAUAAACAAAUAAAUAGUCCAACAUUACGCAGUGAGACAGAGAUACAAAGUGAAAACCAGGAAGAUCCUCAAAAUGAAAAUCACCCCGAUGUAUUUUCUAAUCCAACCAUUGAUCAAAGUACAAACUAUCAAAAUGAAACACAAACCGAUUUAAAGAAGGAAGAAAAUGGAGAUACAAAAACAAGCGAGUAUAAUAACGUGCCUGAAAAAGAUGACCAUGAACAAAUAAAUGAUAAUACAAAUUUAUAUGAAGGAAAAGAAAAUGAAGGGAAAGAAAAGUUGCCUUCCUUUUUUUCUUCAAUGGACGAUUCAAAUGCAAUUUUAAAAAUAAAAAAAGAUAUUAUAAAAAAAAUUAAAUUAAAAUCAAUGAAAAAUGAAAUAAAAAAUGAAAGCAAUUUAAUACAUGAAUUAUUAUUAUAUUCUAUAAAAGGUGAAAUACAAAUGAAAGUAAAAAAUAUUGUUAAAGUCCAUCAAGUGGGUCAAGGUGCCUAUGGUGAUGUAUGGAUGGCUGAAGAUAUAGAAAAUAAUAAAAGAAUUGCUUUAAAAAAAUUAAAAUUAAAUGGAAGUAAAGAAGGUUUAGCUAAAACUUAUAUAAGAGAAAUAUCUAUACUUAAUUCUUUACAACAUAAAAAUGUUGUUGAACUUAUUGGCGUUAUUCGUACGAGUAUUAUACCCGAAGAAAUCAAAUCAACUGAUGCACUACACAAUUUUGAAAAAAACAACCAACAUUUAGAUGUAAAAGAUAAAUCCCGAGAUUCCCAUGUGGUACCGAAUAGGGCUUUAAAAAAAAAGCUAGCGAAGGACAGGUCCGCGUGGGGAAGCAGCUCGUGCAAAAGUUGCAAUAGCUCCGAAAGUUCUGACAGUUCUAACACUUCUAACAGUUCUGAUAGCUCUGAUGAACUUUCUUGUGACAGCAACUCUCGAUUAUUGAGCACGAAGGAUUUGUUAGAAAAAAAGGAAAAUCCAUGCGCUUCUAUAUGGAUGGUUUUUGAGUAUGUGCCAUUUGAUUUAUCUGGGUAUAGUGAACUACUACGAGAAGAAAGACAACAAAAAGAUCGAUAUAAAAAUAUGAAUUUAUUUACAAUAGGAGAAGUAAAAAAUAUAAUGUUACAAUUAUUUCAAGCAUUAGAAUAUUGUCAUAAAAAUAAUGUAAUACAUAGAGAUAUAAAAAUAGCAAAUUUAUUAAUGGAUGCAAAUGGUAUAUUGAAGUUAGCUGAUUUUGGAUUAGCUAGAUAUCAUAUAGAUAGUCUUGCAUCUAACAUGACAAAUAGAGUUAUCACUUUAUGGUAUAGACCACCUGAAUUAUUAUUAGGUUCAGAAAAUUAUUCAUCGAAUGUAGAUAUGUGGAGUUGUGGAUGUGUAUUAGCAGAAUUAUUAACAAGUAAUCCUUUAUUUACUGCAGACAAUGAAUCAGAUAUUCUAAAAACUAUAGUAAAUAAAAUAGGACUACCAAAUAAUAAUGAUUAUAAAUUUUUGAAAAGGUUGCCAUUAUGGAAUAAAGUACAAUUUAAUCCAAUACAUCCAAAUAAUAUAAAUAAUCUAACUCAAACUAAAAAAAUAGAAACAGAAAAUAUUAUUAAAAAUUUACAUGGAGUCGGAGAAUUAGGAUUAGAUUUAUUUAAAAAACUUUUAAAAUGGGAUCCCUUAGAAAGAAUAUCAGCACAUGAUGCAUUAAAUCAUCCAUGGUUUAAAACUCAUCCUUUACCUGAACCCAUUCAACAAAGAUGUAACAUUAAAGCUGCUCAUAGUUUUAUGACAAAAAGUUAUAAAAAAAGAGAUGCCCCAAAAAUGAAUUUAAAAAAAAAAAUACAAGAAAAUUUUAGAUUCAUAAAUGUUGGAAAAUACAGAAAAUUAUAUUUUAUUAACAAACAUACUGAUAGAAUUCCUCAACCGUUGGAUUCUCAAAUGGCCCACUCCCUCCCACCAGAUAACGACCCUCAGGAAAUAAAAAACAGAUACACUACCAACGAAAUCGAACAUAAGAUUGGAAAGGAAAGCAAAAUAAAUGCAGAACAAAAAUUAGAUAAUAUAGGUCGAGUACAAGAAAAUAGCCAAACAAAUCAAGUCGAUGCUAAAAUAUUAUCUAAUUAUGUAGAUAACUUUGAAAACAAAAAUAUUAAAAAAGAAAAUCAUAUUCCAGAUACAGAAAUAAUUAGUAAAGAAGAUGGAUAUACAUCCAAAAAAUAUGAUAAAGGCUCACAAAAUGGGUACGAAAAUAAGUAUGAAAAUAAAUAUGAAAAUAAAUAUAAAAAUGCAGAUAAACAAAGUAAAUAUAUGAGCAAACAUCAAACUGAUAAUAAAAAAUAUUACGAUGACUUAGAAAAGAGAAAACCAUCUGAGGAUUAUCGAACUGGCUAUGAUUCAAAUAGUCAGUGGGGAAAAGGAAGUUAUAUUUCCAAAGACAGACGAAGUAGGGAAAGAAGAAGUAGAGAGAGGUGGAGUAGAGAUAGACGAAGUAGAGACAGAUGGAGUAGAGAUAGACGAAGUAGAGACAGAUGGAGUAGAGACAGAAGAAGUAGAGAUAGAUGGAGUCGGGAUAGACGAAGUCGAGAUCGAUGGAGCAGGGACAGACAAAGUAGGGAUAGGUGGAGCCGGGACAGCCGAAGCAGAGAAAGGACCUGGUACAGAAAGGACUAUUGGAAGAGAGACGAGCACAAAAGGGAUUACCGAGAUAGAGACAGAGACCGAGACAGAUAUCGAGGACGAUACGAUGAUCGGUAUGGUGGUCGGUAUGACAGACGUGACGACCGGUAUGACGAUAGACGUGAUGAACGACGACGAAGUAGCAAUAGGGAGAAGGAUAGAGGACGAGGGAAAAAGAGAGAGUAUGAAAAAGAGAAUGAAAUUAAUAGAUCGGAAGAAUUUAAAAAGGAAAGAAAAGGAGAAAAAGAUGUUGACAAGCGAAGUAGUGGUAAAGAAAAAAAAAGAAAUACAGAAAAAGAAGAUAAAAACAAAAAACAAAAAAUAGAUUCAGAAAAUGUUAAAGAUGAAAAAAAAUAA